ACCACUCCCGCCAUCGGCGUCUCUUACCGCAUCUCGGAGGAAGGACACGUUGACCUCCUCGCCCUCGCCACCCCUCAUGCCGUGUUCUCCAUCGCUCUCCGGCAGGAUCUCCCCCGCGCUACGCAAAUUGCUCUUGCGCGCCUGCUGGACGACCGCACGCGUCCACUGGCGGGAUUCAGCAUGGGGCGGGUUGCCCUGCACCUCCACCGCCGCCUUGGGGCACACGUCGUUGGUGUCGACCUCGGGGUGCUGUUGGGAAGAGGGGACAAACCGGCGAGCGCGGCGGAGUGCACGAGGGAUGCGGUGUCGCGGGGGGUGCCCAUGGGCGAGGUGCACCAGCUGUGGUGCGAAGCCGGCGAGCGGAGCGUGUGCCUGCGGGCGUGGCUGUCGGCUAUGAUCGCGCACACGUCCUGUGAACUUAUCCGAGACGCGCUUAAAGUCGACACGCGAAACCUUCCCGCCGCGGCCCUUACGUGUCUCGCCGUGCAGUACGCGAGCGUCGAACGUGUCGAGGCCUUGCGGCCCACUCAGACGGAGGGCGAGGUCGAAGAAGCGCAGUUUGACGAAGAGGGACGCCUCGUGGUCCGCAACAAACGCUUCAAGACGCGCGUCCGGGCAAGCGAGCAGGUGGUAGUGGAGACAGAGACGCAGACUUUCACUGGGCGCGCGGUAACGUCGUCCGGGCGCGCCACGGGCUUGUUCCUGAAGGGAGGGCCGAAGGUGCUCGAUGGCUCCAUCGUGAGCGUGCGGGUUGUGGGCCGGGAGGAGGCGACGAACGCGGAACGGGCGAGAGAUGGCUUUAUCUUUCGAGCGCUGCGGGGGGAGACGAGGCCGCUUGCGUCCGCUCACUUCGUGAACGCGUUGUGGUUCACCGAGGGACAAGCGAAAGUGCAGAAGAGACAGCGAGACGGAGCGAGCGUCUUUCACCCGCGGUUGAACGGGUCACAGAAAGAGGUCGUGGAGGCGAUGUUAGACCCGGAAGAAAUGCUGGUGGUUGCUCACGGACCUCCGGGGACGGGGAAAACGUCAACAAUCGCGGUCGCGCUCGGGGUCUGGAGCUCUGCGCGCAAGCCGGUAUGGGUCGUUGCGCAAUCGAACGUUGGAGCGAAGAAUAUAGCGCGGACGCUCAUCAAACCGGAAUACGCGAUUAACUUCAAGCUUAUUGUCUCGAAGGAUUUUCAUUUCGAAUGGCAUGAGCAUCUGUACGGGGGAGUCGAAGAUCACUUGAUAGUAUCCGACGAUCUCACCAAGCUGGCGGACACUGUGCGCAUGCUGGAUGACUCCCAAGUCGUUGUGUGCACGCUGUCGAUGCUCUCGAACCCGGCGUUGGACGGGUGUGGGUUGACGGACCUGGUGCCUGUUGAGCGGCUUGUGAUCGACGAGGCUUCCCAGAUCGACUCUUUCGAAUUGAUGCAUCUCUUCUACAAGUUCAACAACUUGCAAAAGGUGUGCAUGUUUGGGGACCCAAAGCAGCUCCCCCCUUAUGGAAAGGAAAACACCACGGACAUGAAAACCAUCUUUGACUUCAAACAUCUGAAGCCUGCGGCCUACUUCCUCAACACGCAGUAUCGCAUGCCGGUACUUUUGGGCGAAUUCAUCUCCAAAGAAGUGUACAACUCAAAACUACGGUCGGAGCACAGCAACCAAGACAGUUUAUGUAUUCGAUUCGUGGACGUGCGGAAGGGCGAGGAGGGGUACAUGGGUGGGAGUUGGCAGAACUUAGAGGAAGCUCGUGCUAUUGUCAACCUGGUGAAGAACUAUUACAGACCCCGGGACUUUUGCAUCAUCACCCCGUACGACGCGCAACGCAAUUUGAUUGAGAACCAGCUGAAGGCUGCGAGCCUACCGUGGGACUAUGUGUACAAUGUUGACAGCUUCCAA
Epithele typhae is the source of this 1881-nucleotide messenger RNA. RefSeq names its product P-loop containing nucleoside triphosphate hydrolase protein. The annotation marks the transcript as partial. The transcript is spliced from 8 exons. The record is from RefSeq and is a predicted model, not a curated record. Gene Ontology annotation, molecular function: 5'-3' DNA helicase activity. Lineage: Eukaryota; Fungi; Basidiomycota; Agaricomycetes; Polyporales; Epitheliaceae.